Talaromyces stipitatus ATCC 10500 is the source of this 925-nucleotide messenger RNA. RefSeq names its product GNAT family acetyltransferase, putative. The record is from RefSeq and is a predicted model, not a curated record. The coding region runs from base 47 to 814 and encodes 255 amino acids. Lineage: Eukaryota; Fungi; Ascomycota; Eurotiomycetes; Eurotiales; Trichocomaceae. The transcript has 2 exons.
ACUUCGAAUUAAUCUAUCACAGCUCAACAAUCCUCACCUUGAUAAAAUGCCGUACAAAGUUGAAGUAGCCCAAGAUGCUGAUAUGCCGGAACUGAUGGAAGCCCUCUGGGACGCCUUUGAAAAACCGUAUCAAGGCGUACUGCGCAAUUUCUUCCCCAUUCUCAACAAUGAUCGCGAGGCCAGCUUACUGGCAGCUACCAAUGGACAACGCGAGGAAUACAAGUCCUCAUAUCCGGAACUCAUCUGGUUGAAAGUCACCUAUCGUGAAGACGAUAAUCAAAACUCAAAGGGUAAGAUAGUCGGAGGUGCAAAGUGGUAUUUCUUCCAGAGGAAUCCGUUUGCGCCAAAGCCAGGCUCGGAUCAUGAUCCUACUGCUGAGGAGGCUGUUUGGUAUCCUGAGGGACCUGGAAGAACGUUUGCGACAGCGGCUAUGCAUGCUCUUGACAAGCCGAGAAUGACCAUGGGUCAAGGACCUCAUGCAUUCCUCAACAUCGCCUUCACUGUAUUCGAGCACAGGCGUAAAGGCGUUAGCAACCUCUUCCUAAAAUGGGGUCUCUCUCGUGCCGACGAACUCGGUCUGGAGAGCUGGCUGGAUGCAUCUACAGAAGGACGGCCAGUCUACACAAAGCUGGGAUUUGUACCGUAUCGUAUGAACAAUGUUAAUCCUGCUAUGCCCUCGUCAUACACUGAGGAAGAGAAAGCAGAGUGGGAGAAGCUAGAGAAGGAGAUACUUCCCAUGGACUCGAUGACAAUGUGGCGGCCACUUGGGGGUAAAUUUGUCGAAGGUGAAACGGUUAAGCCGUGGGAUCGCUGACAAUGAAGACGGCCUGGAUAAGAAUAGAAAUAAUAGAUUGCCUGUCGAGUUCUGGCUAUCUGCAUACGAACUAUUGCAUGGCAUUGACCUUUAAUCGCAGCAUGAUCAUUU